CCCUUCAUUUUUUUCCCACGUCAUUUCUCUCACCACCUUUUCCCCAAUUUUUCUCACAACCCACUUCAACUCUACUUCUAAAACCCAUUCCCAAAACCUUUCUUAUUCACCAUAACUUCCAUUCAUCAUCAUCAUGUGUGGCGGUGCCAUCAUCGCUGACUUCAUACCCCGCCGUGGCCGUUGCCUCGCCGCCUCCGAUAUCUGGCCAAGCUCCUUCGGAAAGGACGAUGAUUUCGGCUUCGGUUACUCCCAAACCUCAAACCAACAAACCCCCACUGUCAAAACGGCCCAACCUCCCAAAGUUAGCGAGAAAGUUGAGACGAAGCCAGUGAAAAGGCAGAGGAAGAAUCUCUACAGAGGGAUUCGGCAGCGCCCUUGGGGCAAAUGGGCUGCGGAGAUUCGCGACCCUAGAAAAGGGGUUCGUGUCUGGCUGGGUACCUUCAACACUGCGGAAGAAGCUGCGAGAGCCUAUGAUCGCGAAGCUCGAAAAAUCCGCGGCAAAAAAGCUAAGGUGAAUUUCCCUAACGAGGACGAUGAAUAUUCCAUUCAAGCUCGUAAUCCAAUUCCACCCCUUCCUUUCGCAACCCAAAAACCAACCCCUUAUCAGCAACAGUACCGUUGUGAUCUCAAUAAUGCCCCCACAAAUCUCAACUUCGAGUUCGGUUAUGACCUGAACCACACCGGGGCAUUUUCGUCCCACGUGGACUCUGUCAACGCUGACUCGGUUGUCGCUUCCGGCGACGAAAAUUCAGGGUUAGCGUCGGGUUCAGAGGGCGCUCAUUCGACGAACGAGUUCAUGGGGUCUUGUCAGAAAGUGAACGGUUAUUUCAACGGAGCAGUGAUUGAGAAGGAGAAAGAGAUAGAGGUGAUUGAGGCUGAAGAGGAAAAGAACAAAUUGCAGGAGCUUUCUGAGGAACUGAUGGCUUACGAGAAUUACAUGAAGUUUUAUCAGAUCCCGUACUAUGAUGGACAAUCUACUAUGCCACCGAAUAAUGUUCAGGAAAGUGUUGUCGGGGAUCUCUGGAAUUUCGAUUGACGAGGAGUCAAGGGUUUUUCCUUUCAUGCAUGUGUUUGUUUCUUCGUCAAUACUGUCCAAGAUUUCUUCCCGUUCUGCUGACUAAACUAACAUCUCUGCGUUUUGGCAGGGAUGGACAGAAGUGUAAAUUGGGUGCUUCGGUGGUAGCGGUCUUCAUGAGUUUCCAACUUCUUUUCACCAUCUUAUUAUUAAUUUAUUUAUCUUCUAGUUUUUGUUGAAUUGUAAUUUUGCUUUUGGUGGUAUGUUCAAAUGUGAUUUCACCGGAUCAAUUUCAAAGUGUUUGAAUUUCAAUCAUCAGCUAUUUUUUCUUUUAUCUAUUUAGUUACUUGGUGGUUCUGUUGUAUGCGUUUUCUCAUCAAUACUACUAUUGCGAGAAAGACUAAGAAGAAUUAAAACAUUUUUUUUCAUAAAUUUAAAUUGGUUUAUAAAUGAAUAAAAAUAUGGAAUAUUUAAAAAAAAGUGUUUUGUUUUGGUUUAUUUGUGUAAAAGUUAUUUACAAAAGCUUAUCCGAACAGGACUGAAUGGUGGAAUCUUGGUCCCUUGGAGAACGGUCAACGGCAUGGGAAUUAUAUUGACGAGUAAUUUUAGUUGUGCGGCGAAAAGGCGUGUGGAGAAGCGAUGAUGUUGAGAAAGUUUUGAAAUGGUGAAAGAAUUAAUUGAGAAAAUUUGGAAAUGUUGAGAUUGGUAUAAGAUUGAUUAAGUUUAUUUGGUAAAUAGUUUGGUGGUGUGUAUAUUUAUUAAAUAAGUAAUGAUUGCGUUGUGAUGGAUAGCGUCAUACAGCAUCCUUUGGAUGAUUAAGAGACGCAUGUGGUAAAAAUAAUGUAGUGAAUCCAGUGGCGCAACUGGUUUUGGGAAGUUAGAAGUGGGGCUUGUUUGUUGGAAAAAAGGAAAUAAAAAAUAAAACAGCAGACAGCGGACACAGUGGGCGCGUAUGGUUUGGGGUUAAAAAACCUGUACUUGUGUUUGCUUAGUUGUAUUGUAGUAGUACCACUACUAGUUCCAA
Molecule: messenger RNA, 2039 nt
Organism: Vigna unguiculata (cowpea)
Lineage: Eukaryota; Viridiplantae; Streptophyta; Magnoliopsida; Fabales; Fabaceae
Product: ethylene-responsive transcription factor RAP2-12-like
Biological process (GO): regulation of DNA-templated transcription; ethylene-activated signaling pathway
Molecular function (GO): DNA-binding transcription factor activity; DNA binding
Source: RefSeq, a predicted model, not a curated record